Molecule: messenger RNA, 3631 nt
Organism: Monopterus albus (swamp eel)
Lineage: Eukaryota; Metazoa; Chordata; Actinopteri; Synbranchiformes; Synbranchidae
Gene: pkp3a
Product: plakophilin 3a
Exons: 14
Coding region: 120-2609 (829 amino acids)
Biological process (GO): cell-cell adhesion
Cellular component (GO): cytoplasm; adherens junction; plasma membrane
Molecular function (GO): protein binding
Source: RefSeq, a predicted model, not a curated record
UGCGGCUCUGCUCGCUCUGAACGUCACUUCAGACAGUGUCAGCUGCCAACACGAUAAGUUCGUGUCCACGCCAGUGUGUAGUCCAGACGCCCUUCUAGCGUCUGUCUUAACCUGUCACCAUGAGUACCGUGGCCUCAGAGAGCGUGUUUAUGUCUGCUUUACAGCCCAACAGCUCGGUCACCACCUACGGAUUCCCGUCCGACGGGGGCUCCAUGUCGGACGAGGUGGCCAGAGCGCGGCGCGUCCAGUCGCAGGUCCAGAUGAGACUGGCGCAAAAGUCUACACUUCCGCGUCAGAAUGGAUCCGUCUCACAGUACGCCACGUCAGACUAUGGCGGCUCUUCAACAAUGAAAUAUCAAACCUAUAACCCAAAUUACAGCUCUAAAUCGUCCUAUAUGUACACAGGCUCCAGAACAAUGGGUCCACGUGUAUCCCAGAGGUCGGGCUUCAGCUGUCAGUCUGCUGGCCCAGAUCUGGCCCAGUUCCAGAAGAUCAGUGUUGGAGGUGGAGGAGCUGGUGGUGGCAAUUUUUACAGAGAAGACUUGCGCAUGGGCGGCUAUCAAGGCAACGCCAGACUCCAGAGCCAAAUGGACCCAGAAACCCUCUCUAUGCAUUCAAUGCGACAGCAGGCAAUGCAGGUGAAUCCCUGGAUGGUUGAUGGCAGCGAUGCUGGCAGCAUGGUCUCUGACCGGGAUGCCACCUACAGCCGCACUCAAUACGCUCAGAACGCAGUCAACGGCUACAGCCAGGUGAGGCAAGGAGGAGGCACCAUGACCUUUCCAUCACAGAUACACCGAUCUCUUAGUGGCACUACAGCAGGAGAGAUGGAGAUAGCCCAGCAACAUUCCUACAAAGGCCCAGCCCACCGCACCAUCAGCAGGAUUGCAAACCGAAACCGAAUGAGCAUGGGCUCAAUGUCUGGGACCCUGCAGCACCAGAUGUCCUCAGGUGGGAGCGCCUAUGGUGGAGGAGGAGACAGAGUGGACGGGGGAUUCAUUACAUCUGGAAUGGGCUCUAGUUCCCAGGGGAACAUGAUAAUGCAACGUCAUGGCACUAUUCCCCGUGCCAUGUCCAUCAAAAGCAUGCAUAGUGUGGGCAGGGGCAUGGACAUCUAUGGUGGGCAGAUGGAGAUGGGAGCCAGCAUGGGCAACCUCAGUGGGAUCAACUCCCUGGACAUGCCCACUGCAGUGCAACACCUGAGAGAGCCUGACCACGAUCUGCAGGUCCUGGGCGCUGCCUACAUUCAACAUGAGUGUUACAAUGACAGUGAGGCCAAAAAUGAGGUGCGUCGUUUAAAGGGCAUUAGUGAGCUGGUGAAGCUGUUCACCAGUGACAACCAGGAAGUGCAGCGUUACGCCACUGGCGCCACACGCAACCUCAUCUAUGAAAACAUGGAUAACAAGGUGGCCCUCAUCGAGGAGGGAGGCAUCCCAGAGCUGGUCAAGGCACUUAAGGAGCCUGACGAUGAGCUCCACAAAAACAUCACAGGUAUCCUGUGGAACCUUUCAUCCAAAGACAACCUGAAGGAGAAACUAGCCAGAGAGACUCUGUCUCAGCUCACAGAGAAGAUCCUCAUCCCUCUGUCAGGCGGCAGAGACUCUGACAGCAUCCACCAGUCCUCCUCCGAGGCCGACAUCUUCUACAACACCACAGGAUGCCUCAGGAAUCUGAGCUCUGUGAAUGAGAAGACCCGCCAGCAGAUGAGAGAAAUGAAUGGACUAGUGGAUUCUUUGGUUAGCUACAUCAAAGUCUCCCUUGAUGAGAACAAGGCAGAGGACAAAGGGGUUGAAAAUGCUGUGUGUGUCCUGAGGAACCUUUCCUACCAAGUCUACAGUGAGAUGCCACCAUCUGCUAUUGUGCGCCUGGAAGGGCCGACCAGAGCUCAGAACUCUGGGAAGGGUGACGCCAUUGGUUGCUUUACACCUCAGAGCAGAAAAGCCAAAAAUAGCAAGAGCCAGGACCUCUCCACCUUCACCGAGGUUGCUCGGGUGCCAAAGGGCAUGGAGUGGCUGUGGCAUCCACAUAUAGUAGGAAUAUACAAACGUGUACUACAGCAGUGCGAGAUCAACUCCACUACUCGUGAGGCAGCUGGUGGAGCUCUGCAGAACAUCACAGCUGGAGACAAGAGGUGGGCUUCAGUGCUGAGCCGGGUGGCUCUGGAGCAGGAGCGCAUACUGCCAGUGCUGCUGGACCUCCUGCGCACCAACAAUGACCUGGAGCUGCGCUCCCUCACAGGCUUCCUCCGAAAUCUGUCUCGCCAUGCCAGGGAUAAGAAUGACAUGGCCACAAAGGUGGUGAACAAUCUGGUGACCAAGCUACCUGCCGAUGGACAGCAGAAGGAUCCCUCCAGCGAGGUGGUGGUCAACAUCUGUGGUGUUCUCAAUAACUUAGUGACCAGCAGCUCUUUGGCUGCCAGAGACAUCACCUUCUUUGAUGGCCUGUCAAAACUGGUUGCCAUCAAGAACACCAAUGAUAGCAGCGCCGGGAAGAUAAAAGCAGCCAAAGCAGCGGCCACAGUUCUCACCAACAUGUUCCAGUACAAGAAACUGCACAAACAGUACAAAGAGAAAGGGUUUACAAGACCGGAUUUUGCAGAUAUGACAAUGUGAACAAAGGUAAUGUAGUACAAGAUCAGUCCUGCACUCGAACAUCUUUUCAGAUGUGCAGGAGUAAAUGAACUCUUUAUAAUAUUCAAAGAUAACUAAGCCUCAGUUUUUAUCUGCCAUAACUUGUCAUAAGAACACGAACACACAAGUGGUGGAGGGUCUGUCCAAUAGAAAACAUGGUGUGAUGGACUCCAAUACUUGUGUGUACACCUUUUCUAUCUCUGUUUGAGCACUAUAUGCGUGUUUAGUGUGGAAUCAGGGAUUUGUUUUCUGCCCGAGCAACAUAUAUCCAGAUGAAACUAAAGCUGUUUCAGUGUAAACCUGUUCAUGGACAUUUGUGCCUUAUCUUUUCACCUUUGCACUUAAAUUUCAGGAUAUAUGCAACAAAUGUGGUACUAGCAUUUUUGUAAAUACUGCUUUUUCUUUUACACAAAAUCAGAUUGACUAUUUUAUAUAGUGUAGCUAUGUACUUUGUAGUUUUUGGAUAAUGUCAACACUAGAACGUGUAGAUGGAAUGAUGAUACAUGAUGGAGUGUAAACCAGAGGAGAUUUCUAGAAAUGGUUUCCUGAAUUCUUUAAUACAUUUGAUUCAGAAUAAUGGGGAUAAUUAUUGUGCCUCCAUUUGACUUUUGUAUUUAGUUGUGUGCUUUUUUUUUUAAAGUUGCAAAAUCUGUCUUGUCAUACAAAAUACUGUUUCCUUUAUAAUCACUUUGUCAAAUAGAACCCAAAAGUACUAUUGUGUUUUUCUUCUGCAACGUGCAAGUUUAACUGCUGUUUGCCUAACGUUGUUGUUGGUGUGUGUGUGUGUGUGUGUGUGUGUGUGUGUGUGUGUGUGUGAGAAACAAAGGUGAAAGGAUACAGUCCCAACUUUACCUGAAGAAAAAAAAUAUAUUUUAUUAGUAUUUGAAUUCUUUUUUAUGUCCAAUUGCAAAAUUAGACUGAUUUAACUUUCUAAUCUAAAUAAGUUCAAUCUAUUUGUGAAACAUAAUUGUUGUUAGUCACCAACAGUUUGUUUAAAAAAAAAA